This is a messenger RNA of Setaria italica (foxtail millet), 1409 nucleotides long. Its product is annotated as extensin. Gene Ontology annotation, biological process: multicellular organism development. Bases 120 to 1160 code for a protein of 346 amino acids. The record is from RefSeq and is a predicted model, not a curated record. The transcript is spliced from 4 exons. Lineage: Eukaryota; Viridiplantae; Streptophyta; Magnoliopsida; Poales; Poaceae.
GCUUGUAGUUGUAGAGAGGGAGAGACUAGAGAGAGUAGAGAGAGAGAGAGACUAGAGAGAGAAAGAGAAGUGUAGUGUAAUGUAGCGUGUAUGUACAUUGGCCGUGCUGUCUACCUUAUAUGAAAGGCACCCCUGCCCCCUUGAACAUUCUUCUCCUCCUCCUCCUCCUCUUCUUGCACCUCCUCCCUCCUGCGCUCGCUCUCCCAUGGUGUCGGCCGCGGCGCGGCGCAACGCCACCAGAGAGGAGGAGGCAUGAGAGGAUGGUGACGCUGCUCCGGCCGCACCGCCACGCCCAUGGGCCGGCCGCCGUCAGCGUUCGCCUCAGCAGAAGCCACAGCCGCCACCAAUUGCCGUCGUCGCCGCCCUGUGGUCCUCGCCGUAGCAGCGCCCUGAGGCCCAUGGCACAGGACCCCUCCCACCCGCACCGGCAGAGCAGCAAGGACACCGCCGCGCCACCGCCGCCGCCGCAGGAGCAGCCCGAGCAGCCGGAGAUAGCGCCGCCGCGGCCGCCGUCGCAGCCCCCGCGCGACGUCGUCCAGGAAGCCAGUAGCAGCAGCAGCAGCACCGGCAGCGACGCCGGCUCCUCCUGGCUGCAGCUCGGGAUCGGCCCGUCCUCGACGUCGCCGCCGCCGCCGCCGUCCUCGCGGCGGAAACGACAAAGAACCGAUGAGGCGGGUCCCUCGACGUCCGUACAUCCGGGAGCCGCGCCCCCGACGCUCCCGCCGCCGCCGCAGCUGCGGCUCUCUCUACAGCCGGGGCCUUCGUCCUCGGCCCCGGCAGCGGCGGUGGGGGCAGUGGUGGCGGCGGCGCCGCCACCGCCCGCCCACGAGGCCGGCACGUGGUUCCUGCUCCGGGCGGCGCAGAACCAGAGGAGGGAGCCGCCAUUGCCGCAGAUUCCGAGGAGCUACUUGAGGGUUAGCAGAGACGGGAGGAUGACAGUUAGAGUAGUGAUGAGGUACCUGGUUAACAAGCUGGGGCUUGACGACGAUUCACAGUUAGAGAUUACCUGUCGAGGGCAGCGCCUUCUGCCGACGAUGACCCUACAACAGGUCCGCGACACCAUUUGGCGCCCCGUGCCGGCUGAGGCCGCAGCGGUUUUGCCGGCCCCUGGCUCACCAAGCACAAACCAGAUCAUGACACUGCAUUAUGGCAGAAGCUAGCACCUGGAGAACGGAGCAUCAACAGACAAACAACUUUUCACACUGUAAUUAGUUUUCACUGCACACAGGCACUGAUCCCCUUUUUUCCCCUCCCCUAACACCUAAUCCUCACCAAAGAACUCACUGAGAAAGAAUAGUAGAACACCAAGGAUAGUAGAUUAUAGGUAACACCAAAAUGUAACUGUACUUCAAAACCCUGAGAAAUAAUUCUUUCAUAUUUAUUUAGUUCAAAGAUUUAUUUUGUUCCAA